Messenger RNA from Selaginella moellendorffii, 2014 nucleotides. Its product is annotated as UNC93-like protein MFSD11. The coding region runs from base 462 to 1991 and encodes 509 amino acids. The record is from RefSeq and is a predicted model, not a curated record. The transcript has a single exon. Lineage: Eukaryota; Viridiplantae; Streptophyta; Lycopodiopsida; Selaginellales; Selaginellaceae.
UCGGGCAACCAAAGAUCAUAGUAUGGUCCGAUUGUGGAUAUUUUACAAGGGGCGGGGAUGACACCAACAUUGCGUCGAUCGCUUCCGAAAAGAAUGCUACCGACACAACUUGUUAGUUUGUCUCCUCAUGCCGUGAAUGUUGCGAUCGAAUCUAUGUUGUGUCUUGACAUGAAUCGAUCCAUCACAUUGGAUAAAACGAACCAUCAAUGGAAUAACGUUAGACUGCGACCGCCAAACUUACGACCGUCCGAUCAACUCGGGCAAGUCCAACGGUGGCGAUUGCACCACACAUUCCGUCUUCGUCUUCCAGUCACCUGGCCUUUCCUUUCCGGAACUCCAGCUUUAGCGCCAGGAACAAAAAAAAAAAAAAAACAUCCUCGUUUGCAUGCCUUCCUCGAUCCUUGGCUCUAAGUACCAAUCUCUGCAUGCACGCUUGAUCGAUCGAAUCCAUUGUUCCCAGCAUGCCGGCGUCGAUCCUGGAAGCUCCUCUUCUCGGAAGUUAUCACCAGGAUCACGAUCACGAUCACCACCACCACCAGGACGAUCUAGAGGAGAACGAUCGGUUCCAGCCGCUCCAAUCACUCCACCGCCAGAGAGAAUGCUGCUGCUGCUCCAAGGAAUCCCGAUCAUCGCCCAGUUGCAACUCCUCCAUCUCCACCGUCGCAAAGCUCGCCGCUUCCUUCUUCUGCGUCUACAGUGCCAUGGACGCUCUCUCCGAGUACAUCACCUCGCUUCUCCCUGGCCACCUCGGCGACAAGUCCCUGUUCCUCUUGCAAGCAUCUCUCUGUGCCUCCACUCUCGCGGCCCCGACGAUCGUCUCCUCCAUCGGCGAGCUCCGCUCGAUGAUGCUAGGCGGCCUGGCUCACGCGACGUAUCUGGCUUCGCUCGUCAGGCCAAACCGGUCCAUGGUUCUCGGCUCCAGCGUCCUGUGUGGCUUUGGAGCGAGCUUGACUUGGGUCGCGCAGGGAACCUUUCUCACCAAGUGUACGCCACCUUCCAAGCGCGGCCUCUUCACCGGAGUCUUCUGGGGGAUCUGCUCGCUCUCCAGCAUCGUUGGAAACUUGGCAGCGUUCAUGGUCUUCAGGUUUCUCUCCCAGUCGGCGAUGUUCGGCCUAGGAAGCGUCAGUGCGACCGUCGGUGUUCUCGUUUUGCUCUUGGUCGAUGAUGUUGAUCGAGCGGCAAGUGAUGAACUUGACAAAGUUGGUCACCGGGUUGACAAAGCCGAAGUCUCUGGCGGUGGUGAAGAGAAAGUUGACGAAGAGUCGAUCAAGUGUUCCGCCUGCUUGGAGGAUCUGGACCAAGACGUAGAGAAAAGCCUGACCUGGCGGACGCUGCUCCCCUUCGUUCUUCUCUUGCCAAUAACUUGCUACCUGGGCUGCCAAACAGCGUUUUGGACUGGCGAGUUCACCAAGCUUUUGCCAGCAAACGCCAUCGGAAUCGUCCUGUUCUUCACGGGAAUCGGUCAAGUGAUCGGAUCCUUUUUCUUGAGCUGGUUGUCGGAUCUCCUACGUUGUGGGACGCCAACUUUCUUGGUGGGAGCAGCAGCCAGCGGAGCAGGACUAAUGGCUUGUUUCCCACUCCAAGAUCACCGGCGUAUCUCCAACUACGAGAUCGGCUGCUUCUUCGGGAUUCCAUUCUUGGGAGCACCGCUGCUGGCUUACGUCGCUGGACUUCUCUUUGGAAUCGCGGAUGGCGUUCUCACGAGCCAUGUCUUCGCCAUCACUGCUAGGAUCUUCCACGGCCAGAAACCCGAGAUCUGGGCUGUUUUCAAUCUGCUUGGUACCGCCGGCGCUGCCUCCACCUUUUGGAUUGGAAUCCUGUUCCCGAUCUCCAAAAACUCUGGGAUCGCACUUCAAGUCUGGAUCCAGCUCGCAGUACUCUUGGUCGGUAGUCCCCUGUACGUGAUCCUUGAUCUCUGGUCUUCUGCCAAAGUCGUGAAAAGGCCAGCGCUGGAAAACGAGUCAGUGAUGGCUGUGCCUGUAGCAGCUUGAAGAUGACAGGCAGUAGAAAAUGC